AUGGUUGUUGUUUGGUCGGAAGAGCCGCGGCAGCGCCGUCAGACGGCGAUCGCAGAUGAUCUCCUCGAUACGGAGGACAACUUCUACGACUUGUUACGGUUUGUAAGCCGCCACUUUCUCGGGUUUGGCAAAUACAACAGUCCAGCUAAAGAAGCGUCGCAACUGGUGGUGAAACUCAAAUGGGAAGAUUUCAAGUUGACGACGUCGCACAUGAACGUGUUCCAGGAACGCAGCGCUGAUCUACGCCAAUGCGGACUUAUCUAUGCAAUUAAGUUACGUUAUUCAUGGACGUUGAUCUGGGUCAAGAUCCACAAUAGCAAGUUCGUGGAGAUAACCCAGAUCGACUCGAAGCCGCGCGAGAUCGCCCAGCUGACCGAACGGCAGCUCGCGGAAAUCAAGCAGCACAUCUGCGUGAUGCUCGACAUCCCCGGCCUGGACCAGCUGGUGUACACGUUCCGGUAUUGGAUGCCGGUGAUGGAGGACGAGAACCUCAGCAACGACAAUUUGUUGGUUAUCAAUCUGCAACAGCUGUUGAGCGGCUACCAAUGGCACGGGUUCGAGCUCAAGCCCGAAAACAUCGAGUACGAGUACCAGAGUCUCGUGAACGGGCUCACCGAGCUCAAACGGGCGUACCACAAGCAUCUGGUCGAGGGCAGUCCCGAGCCGGUGGAGGUGGUGGAAGUGGCAGAGAAGACGCCCGAGCCGACGAAACGGGGCGCAUCCGAAGACACGCCGCUCAGGAAGCGGACCCGUCGCGGCGGCGAGGACGACAAUCACCACCAUCCUCAUCCGAAACCCAAGGUGGUCAAGGAAAAAGUGGUGGACACUUCUGGCCAUGAUAAUCAGCCAUGUUAUGUGACGGUAGACAAUUUGGAAACCAUCAAGCAGCAGAUCAAAUACGACCCAAAGAAGCUCAAAGACAUGGUGAAGGAGUUCCAGACCAAGUACGAAGACAUCCAGGCCAGAUUUUAUUCCCGCUGGGCCAAACAGUCAGGAUCGGACGUUGAGGAAGAGGAGGAGGAUGAGACAAGUUUCUCGAUGUACGGUCCAACACAGGCGGAGUACGAGAUCCUGAUCUCGCAGGAAGUCGUUGCCACCAAGACUCUGCUCAAAAAACUCUCUCAUAUGGACAUUUUCCCCAACCAGCAGCAGAUGCGUGCUAUUUCGAACGCAAGACGGUGGAUCAACCAGAGAUUCAAGUUUGAUCCGGCAACAAAGACGGUGCAGUAUCUGCGGGACUCAAACGUGGUGAUUCCGGAUUAUCUGGACAUCCCGUACAUUGUGAUUGCGACACAUUUGCAUUUCGACUGUCUUGCCCCGCUGCUGACAUACAACCAUGUUCGCCGUAACUGGUACAUCUCGAAAAAGACAGUCGACUAUAUCAUUGCGCAGUGCGAGUUCUGCAACCAGUGA
Messenger RNA from Ogataea philodendri, 1413 nucleotides. RefSeq lists its product as uncharacterized. The transcript has a single exon. NCBI's taxonomy places the organism in Eukaryota, Fungi, Ascomycota, Pichiomycetes, Pichiales, Pichiaceae. The record is from RefSeq and is a predicted model, not a curated record. Bases 1 to 1413 code for a protein of 470 amino acids.